Messenger RNA from Opisthorchis viverrini, 1545 nucleotides. RefSeq lists its product as hypothetical. Gene Ontology annotation, molecular function: cysteine-type endopeptidase activity. The coding region runs from base 1 to 1545 and encodes 514 amino acids. Lineage: Eukaryota; Metazoa; Platyhelminthes; Trematoda; Opisthorchiida; Opisthorchiidae. The record is from RefSeq and is a predicted model, not a curated record. Gene Ontology annotation, biological process: vacuolar protein processing. The transcript is spliced from 14 exons.
AUGAAGCUUCGUGAAAUUAUGGAUAUGAUGCGUCGUUGUGGGCUACUUAUUGAGUUCUUGUUCUGCAUCGAGCAUGUUGCAUGGUUGGGAGCCGCCGGUGUCCACAACUGGUCCUCAAUGUUCAGCAAUAAUCCGUCAAACAACUGGGUCGUCCUUGCCGCUGGUUCGCACACGUGGAGAAAUUAUCGACAUCAAGCGGACGUUUACCACGCGUAUCAUGUCAUGCGUAAAAACAACGUUCCAGCAGAGAAUAUAAUUACCUUUGCCUACGACGAUAUUGCAAAAGAUCGAAGUAAUCCGUUUAAAGGCAAAGUCUUCCAUGACUACGAGCUCGAAGAUGUCUACAAGGGUGUGAUUAUUGACUACCGUGGAAGAGACGUCACAUCGAAAAACUUCAUUAAUGUAUUGAAGGGGGAUAAGAAACUUGAAGCCAACAAGAAGAAGGUGCUGAAAAGCGGUCCUGAUGACAACGUUUUCAUCUUUUUCUCUGGCCAUGGUGCGGUUUCCUCUAUUACCUUCCCAGAUGCACGAAUAAGGGCCACGGAGUUGAAUGAUACCCUCGCCUUCAUGCAUUCGAACAAAAUGUACAACAAAUUGGUGCUGUAUGUGGAGGCUUGCUACUCAGGCUCUAUGUUUCUGGAUGUUCUUCCUUCAAAUUUAGGAAUCUACGUGACAACUUCAGCCAAUGAAAAGGAAGAAUCCUUGUCUGCUUUCUGUCACGACAAGCGGAUCAAAGUUUGUCUGGCGAAUCAAUACUCAUAUGCCUGGAUUACGGAUUCAGAAUACAAUGAUUUGAAAAAACGUACACUGGAACAGCAGUACAAGGAGGUGGAUAGGAGGACAGAGUAUAGUCAUGUGAUGCAGUAUGGUGACAUGACGAUGGGAAUUCUCCCAGUUGGAAAAUUCCAGGGUCAUUAUGACCUACCGACGAACCAGAAGGAUGCGGGCAUAGCAGUACGUGUUCAGGACAAUGCGCGAGAAAUCUUUUAUAGUCUACCUAUAAUCUCCUGCAGAAAACCUUCACGCUUCUUUCAGCUUGGUCACAUCGUCAAGGAAACUUUCCGCGAUAUCAUCAUGGAUAUGAAAACCCACCAUAAGCCAAAGUUAAUGGGCUUGUCCAAGAAAAAUGAGCUCAUCAUGACAACAGUGCUUAACACCGAUGCUUCACUGCCGUACAACCAUGACUUAUUUGAAAGCCUUAUUAUAAAGAAAAGAAUGAAGGGUUGGCCACCUCUCUAUUUACGCCACUCCGAAUUGGGCAUGGUAAACAGCACUCUCUUCGGCAAAAAAUGGUUCGGCAUAUGCAACACAUGUCCCAACCAACGCAGCUUCUGGCCACGUCGUCAAGGAAACGUUCCGCGACAUCGUGAUGGAUGUGACAACCAACAUAAGCCAACGAUUAGGGGCUUUUCCAAGAGGGAUGAGCCCAUGUGUUUCAAGGCAGACCCCAAGGUAGUUCAGCACACAACUCAUCUAAUGGAGUUGUGCAAAGCCGGAUACGAGGCUGAAACUGUCGUCGACUAUGUCCACAUCAUCUGUUCCUGA